This is a messenger RNA of Phytophthora nicotianae INRA-310, 1384 nucleotides long. RefSeq lists its product as hypothetical. The record is from RefSeq and is a predicted model, not a curated record. Bases 47 to 1249 code for a protein of 400 amino acids. NCBI's taxonomy places the organism in Eukaryota, Oomycota, Peronosporomycetes, Peronosporales, Peronosporaceae. Gene Ontology annotation, cellular component: cytosol. Gene Ontology annotation, biological process: glycine biosynthetic process; L-threonine catabolic process. The transcript is spliced from 3 exons. Gene Ontology annotation, molecular function: L-allo-threonine aldolase activity.
CAUGUCGCUGCGACCAGCGCAACUUGCAUGCUAAUUUCACCAUUGCAUGUGCAAAAACUCUCGCGUGUGGGAGUCCGUCCACCCAGCUACGUCAGCAUCAGCGCCGCUGCCGGCACUUCAGCCACUUCAUUUUCAGAUCAUCCAGCUCGAGCCCCAGACCAAAACCAUGGCUGCAACACGCCGCGUAAUUAACUUCAUGUCGGACACCAUCACAUGUCCGACGCCUGGAAUGCGCAAGGCCAUGGCAGCCGCCAAAGUGGGCGACGACGUCUACGGCUUGGACCCGACGGUUAAGCAGCUCCAGAAAGUGGUCGCCAGUAUGCUUGGCAAGGAAGACGCCAUGUUUGUGCCCUCUGGCACAAUGUCCAACUUGAUCGCCAUCGGUAUGCAUUGCCAACGCGGCGACGAGGUCAUUUGCGGCAACAAGUCGCAUAUCUUCACCUACGAGGGCGCCGGCGCCAGCGCGUACAUGGGUGUCAGCUUGGCUACUCUACCGAACCAACCGGACGGCACGAUCAAGCUCAGUGAUAUGGCUCGCGCUGUCCGCGCGGACGACAUUCACUACCCACGGACGUCGUUGGUGGAGAUCGAAAACACUCACAACACCUGCGGUGGACGGGUGCUACCUCUCUCGUAUAUCCGCGACGUGGAGAAUUUUUGUAAGGAGCACAACCUGAGCCUCCAUGUGGACGGUGCGCGCCUUGCGAAUGCCAGUGUGGCUUCGGGUGUAGCUCUUGAGGACCUGGUGAAGGGCGCCGAUACCGUCUCAUUCUGCCUCAGCAAGGGUCUAGGCGCACCCAUCGGCUCCAUCCUCGCUGGAUCCGAAGAAUUCAUUCAUCAGGCUAAGCGGCUACGCAAAUCGCUUGGCGGCGGUUUGCGUCAGUCGGGCGUAGUUGCAGCUGGUGCGCUUUACGGUCUGGAGCACCAGUUCGACCGCCUAGCUGAGGACCACGAGAACGCGAAGACUCUAGCACACGGUCUGUCCACAAUUCCAGGCAUCGAGAUCGACGUGGACAGUGUGGACACCAACAUGUUGUUCUUUAAGGUUUCUUCUGACUGCAAGAUUGACACGCAAACCCUCGUGAAGAAGGUCGCGGAGGAGAAGGGAAUCGUUUUCGGUGGAUACUGGAGAGGCGAGGAGAUCCGUGCGGUGACCAACCUGCAUGUAACAUCUGGCGACGUGGAGUAUACCAUUGCCUCUGUACGUGAUAUUCUCGCCGCCAGUGAGUCCAAUUUCCAAGUUGCUUAAUGACAUUCCGUCAGUGAUUCGGUCCAUGCGUGAUGGCCAACAGCUCCGAUUAUUUCAAUAAAUGCUUUUAUAACGUCAACGGAUAGCAAAACAAUACUUUUCUUAAUAUGUAAGCAUAGGUAUGAAAGAGCGACA